UGCUUUCCCGAACCUAUAAAACGUCAUAUUUUGUAGUAGACACCACCAAUUAUUGUAUAAAAAUUGAGAAAAAUAACAUCUGACAAACUUUAAGGUAUAUCUGAUGAAACUAUGAUGUUUGAAAAGACUCUUAAGCAAUGGCACCAGACAUUUCCAUAGAGAGAUUUUCCUGUCACAUGAGAUGUCUAGCACUGCCAGUCAGUCCUCCAGCAGUAAUGUUGGGGGUGUCACAUCACCAAUGUCUGCCCUGCCUGAUGCAGGAGGCUUGGGGAUAAAUGCCAACCCUCCAUCUGAACCAAACAAACCCAGAAAUCAGAAGGAGGAAGAUGAAGAAGCAUUUAAAGAGCUCUGUGCUAGCAAUGGACUCAACCACAGCAAAAUACAGGGUGGUGAGCAAUGCACUGCCGAAGUACUUGAGAUGUUCUUCUCCGGGUAUCCCAGAAUCAUCUACAUGGACAAAUUCCCAUGCCUGCAUACACUGGUGUUUAUGGGACAAAGUAUCAGUAAAAUUGAGGGUUUGAAAUCUCUUACAGGACUGAAAGAGCUGUGGAUUAGUGAAUGUCAACUCAAAAGCAUUGAGAAUUUGGAAACAUGUUCAAAACUUGUAAAAUUGUUUCUCUAUGGAAACGAAAUCUCUAAAAUAGAAAAUAUUAGUCAUUUAACACAUCUUGAAGUUCUUUUUCUGAACAACAACAGAAUAAAGAAUAUUGAAAACUUAGAAAAACUUAGGAUGCUGCAUACUUUGAAUUUAGCUGAAAACCAGAUAGAUAAAAUAGGCCACUUUUUAGAUGCUAAUCAUAAAUUGGCUGACCUGAAUUUGUCAGGAAAUCCUAUCUCAUCUCUCAGGGAGUUGACACACUUGAUGAGGUUGCCAGUAUUACUGUCCCUGAGCCUGAAGGACCCCCAGUUCCCCCCUGCCCCUGUCAGUCUGCUGUGUAACUACUCCACCCAUGUCUUAUAUCACCUUCCCAACCUCAGCAAAUUAGACACUUACGAUGCCAGCAAGAAUGUGUGCGAACUUGCAGAGGCAACAGUACUGAAGAAAAAGAUGUACUAUAACAUGAGAGUAAAAACCAUUAAGCGCAACAUGGCUGACAUUGUGUCCAAGAUGGAGAUUUACAAAUCCAGACUACUGGAGUUUCCUCAUGAGAGACUUCGGAACCUCAUGAACUGCAUUAAGGAAGUGCGUAGAGAGUUUGAAGAUUUGAUGAUGGAAACAAUAGAUAUAUCAGUGUUUAAUGACAUGGACCAUGACAGCAAUUUAUUAUUGGUUCAGGAUUUAGAGGAGGAGAGUAAGCUGCAGAAACUGGAUGACAGUGGAGGAUUUACUGCCAAGAUGAAUGCCCUCAAGGACAGGCUGAAGAAAUGGGAGAAAAAAGAAGCCGAAGUUGAAAGCUACCAAAAGGAAGCUUUACGAAGAGUCGAGACCCAGGCAGAGGCAGUGAUGCGAAGAAUGGCUAUUGAGUUAGAGUCCGGGGGAAAUGUGCGCUUUGAAGAGGGUACAACUUCCGAUGUUUGGUUCUCUUCCUGUCAUGAUUUGGUGCUCUCUCGGUUCUGUGCUACUGACUACAGGGAACACGGAAUAGCGGGAAUCAAGAUACACAGAAUCCUACGAGUCCACAACAGAAUGCUGAGGAAACGCUUCGAUGACAGACUGACGGGAAUUGUUGAUAGUAUUGAAGGAGAAUACUUCCCAAGCAACAGGAAUACUGCCUACAAGAAACAGUUGGAGUACCUGUUUUGGAUCUGGGAUCCUAACCUGCCCGGAGGGGUACAUGAGUCAACAAGAGUGAUGGAGGAGGGAUUCAUGGAUGCCAUGUCAUACAAGGCUCUAGGAAAAGAUGGGGCAGUACCUUUGAGUAACAGUCUGAGUCUAGCAGACAGACACAGAACAAGUUACCUGAUGAAAGAAAGCAAGGAAAAGGAAUACACAGACAACUGCCCAUUCAGAUAUGGUCAACUAGUCAUAUCAAAAGUGUAUCUGGGUAAAAGUGUCAAGGCCAUUGAUGAAAGAUUAAUAACAAGGUCAAACUAUCCCAAAAUAGAUGCUGUCUUCAAGCCUCGUAAAAUGUGCAUUCCACCAACUGCCUUAGAAAAAUUUCUCAUGUCAGGUGGAGGGGACUCGAUACACAACUGUGAGUGCAGCGCUCGCCAGUGUGAGUGGUACCUGUUUGACAAUGAACUCAUUCUGCCAGAGUACAUCGUGGACUUUGAAUAUGUCACAAAGUUCCGGUCAAAGUCCCCUUUUGCAACAUUUAGUGACCUCAUCCUUGACAAUAAGGAAUCUAAGAUCCCUAUGGUGCCCCACACAGACGAUGAUCCUGCUGUGGAUGAUGAUGUUCUAGGAAUGGAACCACUUCUAAAACAGAGACCAAGGUUGACAAUGUUGAAUGAGGAAAUACUAAUGAAACAUGUAGAAGUUGAUUCUCUGGAAGCCAUAACAGUGUUAAACCUCCACAACAAUGGGAUCUGUAAACUGAGGCCCAUCCACUCUCUGUAUCAUCUGAAACGACUUACUGUCAGCUUUAAUGAGCUCAAUAAACUGGAUGAAGUAGCUAAUAUGGGAUUGGAAUAUCUUGAUGCCAGUUUUAAUCAUAUUUCCACCUUAGAAGGACUUAAAAACAUGAUGAAACUGAAGUUCUUUGACCUGAGUUGGAACAAGCUGACAAACACAAGAGAGGAUCUGUCCAUUCUCAGGAAGCAUGCCUGUAAUCUGUUGACCCUUGACCUCAGACACAAUCAUUGGCUGAAGCCUCAGAAUUUAAGGCUGCGUGUGAUUGGACGAUUGAAGUCACUGACCCUCCUUGACGGGUCAGCAGUGACAGAGCAUGAAGCCACGGCAGCUUUACGAGUGGCGGCGGGAUCUCGAAUCUGUCAGUUGUCUCUCCUUACACAUGCUCGAGUGGACUCACACAGACCGCGCUCGCUCAGUCUCAUGCCUACUGCUGAGAUCUUAGAGAAACAGAGUCACCACAGGCCAGAGAAAAUCAGUGAAACAGAUACACUCUGGUACCAGAAGGUGACCUCUUUGUAUUUGGAUAAUCAGCAUAUCACAAAACUAUCUGGUUUAGAGAGACUGGAAAACCUAAGAUAUGCCUCUUUUAACAACAAUGACAUCACAAAAAUAGAGGGAUUGGAUCAUUGUGUAAAAUUACAAGAACUUUCUCUGGAAAACAACUGUAUCAGUAGGCUGGAAGGCAUCUCUAAGCUGACCCAGCUGAAGAGGCUGUGUGUGGGCAGUAACUUCCUCUCCACCCUGGAGAACUCGGGCAUCCAUUACCUGGGGAACCUGGCUUACCUGUCACUGGAGGAAAACAAACUGACUUCCCUGUUAGGGCUUCAGAAAAUGGCCACUCUUGUAGAACUGUAUGUGGGAAACAAUAUCAUUGCCAGUGUCAGGGAAAUCUUCUACCUCAAGAUGCUGUCAAAUUUAGUCAUACUUGACCUGUUUGGGAAUCCUGUUGCCACAGAAACGGACAACUAUAGACUCUUCAUCAUUUAUCAUCUCAAAAAUCUCAAAGCAUUAGAUGGAUCUGCAAUAGAAGCUAUGGAGGGAAAUCUUGCCAAGGACACUUUUGGUGGUAGACUUACACAAGACUUUGUAGCAGAAAGACUGGGUCAUUCCAACUUCCAUGAUGUUCGGGAGUUAGACCUUCCAAACUGUAGUAUUCGCAUCGUAGAUCUGGGAAUAGGCGAUGCUUUUAUCAAUCUUAGAAGUGUGAACUUAGAACACAACAAUUUGACUUCCUUCAGUGGUUUGAUUCAUUUGCCAAAUAUAAGGGUGCUGUGUUUGAAUCAUAAUCAUAUUGAAUGCAUUAUGCCGAAACAGAAACCGGUCAACAGAAUGUCCAAGCAGGGCUCCAAUAAGAGCUUGGAAUUCUUCUCCAAUGACUCGUCCACUCCUAUCAUGGAGAGCUUAGAGGUGCUACAUUUAGGUUAUAACGGAAUCAAAGAUAUGUCCAUUCUACAGCUGAGCAGGUUAACCUCACUCAAGGCUUUAUUUCUACAAGGGAAUGAGAUCUCUAAAGUGGAAGGAAUGGAGGGACUGCAUGAUCUCAGGGAGCUGGUUCUGGACCGGAACAAAAUCAAAAUCAUCUCAGAAUUGUCCUUCGCCAAUCAGUGGAAUCUACAGGAACUCCAUAUAGAGGAGAACAGAGUGAGAGAGUUGUCUUACCUCAACUGUAUGGACAAUCUACAGAGACUAUACAUGGGCUCCAACCGCAUCCAGGAAAUUUCUGAAUUAGAGAAGUUGGAGGGACUGAACAAUUUGAUUGAGAUCUCUCUAGUCAACAACCCUGCUGCCAGACGUCACCUUCAUCGUCCAAUCCUGGUGUUCAAACUGAAACAGAUCAUGAUCAUUGAUGGAAUCCCAGUCAGUGAAGAGGAGAGAGGGAAGGCUGAGCUCUACUUCAUGGAUCAGCAGGUAGCCACCACUCAGCCAUCAGUCAGUGAAGGAUCACUGCCUGGUAUUAACCAGAUUAAGACACAGGUCCCAGUCAAAGUGACCACGAUGCAUCUGGGUUCCUCCCCACUGUGGAAUGGAGGGGUUCUGUAUGAUGAUAGUGCUCAGGAUGCCAUCCAAAGAGGUGGUGGUCGUAGAAGAGGAACGGGGAAGGAACCCCCACCUCCCCCUAACCAAGGCAUGAUGAAUCGUGCCAACACUAUGGUAUUCAAUCCUUCAAACACUGGUUACGGGGGCUUCUCCUACACCAACAAUUCGGUAAACUCGGGAGCACGGCCGCAGUUCUAUCUCAAUCAAAUUCCUUAUGUUCAGCCACCUUCACAGACAGAGUAUGUUGAAUGGUUUUCAAGGAUAAACCAAGCCAAAAAUAACAGGAGAUGAACUUUUCUUCAACAGUUUAUAAACCUGUAUAGUGAUAGAUGAAGGUGUACAUACCAGUACUUAGUGACGUGAUACAAAGUGACUACUAUAUCAUUAGGGAUAGUGUGAAAAUAAUUAGUGUAUAUCACAUAUGCUGUGAUACCCUGCACAACAAUACCUGUGAAAACUUAAUUAAUCUGGGUGCCAAGACUGAUUUUAGUGUCGCCAUAUCUGAGAUGCUUAUUUAAUUACAUUUCUUUCUUGAAAUCUAAUUACUGUAUUAUAAGUGCCCAAAACGUUGUACUUUUUUUUUUACUCAUUACUGCUGUAUUUUAUCUUCAGAAUUUAUGUGCAAUUUUGGCAGAUCUUUUUUUUUUCUCUGCAAUUAUGAAAAGGUACUACACAUCUUUCUGAAAAAAAAAUAUGCAUACAUCUAAUUCACAGAUGCUUAUAUCAUUUUCUUAAAUGAAUUUUGUAUUCUUACAUGUAAGUUUGGGGUAUUAAAUGUAUAUAUUGUGGCCUUGUAAUUUUACAUCCCAGGAUGUAUCUGUUAAUAAGUUAAUCAAACAUUGCCAAAAAAACUCCGUCCUAUUCAAAACCUGUUCUAAGCACAUAUAUAUAUUUGUAAAUAUCUCAUUGUUUUCUUAUGCUUAUAGCAGGAUAAGUAUGUUUUGUGUUAUUCUUUAAUUAAUAUUUAUACAUGAAUUUAAAAAAUGUACAUGACCUGCUCUGCCAGUUUAUUAAAAGCAGUAUUUUGAGGGAAAGAGAGAGGGGGAGAGAGAGAUUAUAGUAACAAAAAGCAUAUAUUUAUACUAAUUAAUAACUAUCUGUUAUAGGUUUAUGUGUAUGUUGUUAAUUAUUAAGUUAAGUGCUUUGUUGUUGAUAUGUAAAUGAAUUUUACAGAGUCCAUAUCAAAUUAACUUUUUCAAUGCGAUAUGCAUUCAAGUUACAUUAUAUAUUCAUCAGAAUGUGUACUGUACUGUACAUGUAUGUUUUCAUUAUUACUGAGUUUUAUUUUGUGAUAUUUGGUUUGCUCAAUUUAUUUGUAUUGGAUGUAUUUAUUCAA
Messenger RNA from Saccostrea cuccullata (small rock oyster), 5888 nucleotides. RefSeq names its product leucine-rich repeat-containing protein 9-like. The transcript is spliced from 35 exons. Bases 182 to 4843 code for a protein of 1553 amino acids. Lineage: Eukaryota; Metazoa; Mollusca; Bivalvia; Ostreida; Ostreidae. Gene Ontology annotation, molecular function: protein binding. The record is from RefSeq and is a predicted model, not a curated record.